GGGGAUUGCUGCAUCAUGCAUCUAUGCGGCUAUGCCCCGUCCGUUGAAAAGGAGCUGAUACCUACAAUGCUUUUCGGUUGGACAUCAAUCUUCAUAUUCGAUCAAUCAAUCAAUCACCCAAUAUGGCCCCCGUUUGUGUCGGCACAGUACAAGCUGAACCGGUUUUUCUCGACCUUGACGGUGCCGUCACCAAGACCAUAGACAUCAUUCGGCAGGCCGCCGCUAAAGGCGUGCAAGUCUUAGCAUUUCCCGAGGUUUGGGUCGGCGGGUAUCCUUGGCCAAUCUGGGCACAAAAUGCAUUCGAAUCAUCCGAGUUCUGUGCAAAGUACAUUGCACACUCUCUCCCCAGGGACUCCGCGCAUAUGCGUCGCAUCCAAGCCGCAUGUCGAGAGCAUUCGAUUUUCGUAGUCCUAGGCUAUAGCGAGAAAGAUGAUAGAAGCGGAAGCAUCUACAUCUCGCAGGCUUUCAUUAGCUCCACUGGCGAAAUUCUCCACAACCGCCGCAAGAUCAAACCUACGCACGUAGAGCGCAGUCUGUGGGGCGACGGGCAGGGCGACUCACUCAAGUGCGUGGUCGACUCGCCCUUUGGAAGGAUUGGCGGUCUGAACUGCUGGGAGAACCUGCAGCCCUUGUUACGGUACUAUGAGUAUUCACAGGGUGUGCAGAUACAUGUCGCGGGAUGGCCGUCUUGCCCAUCGCUUGAGAAAAUUGAAGUUCCCUAUCCGUACGGGUGUACUAGCGAGGCUUGCCUACGGAUCAGCCAGAUGGUAGCGCUGGAGGGUCAAACAUUUGUACUAUGCUCCACGGCGAUCCUGAGUAAAGAGAAACAUGAGAUGAUGGGACUUAAGGACAAGGGAAUCUUUCAUGAGGAUGAUGGUGGUGUGGCCAUGAUCUUCGGUCCCGAUGGUCGGCCAUUGGUCGAGCCCUUGUCUCGUGGAGAAGAGGGGAUUUUGACAGCUGUGAUCGACUUGGAUAUGAUUCAUGUGGCCAAGAGUCUCUGCGAUCCAGUUGGGCACUAUUCUCGUCCAGAUCUGCUGAGUCUCAGGGUGAAUUCGGUGAAGGCUGAGGUAGUGCACCAAGUCUGAGCAGACCACGGGAUAAG
Messenger RNA from Aspergillus caelatus, 1102 nucleotides. Its product is annotated as carbon-nitrogen hydrolase family protein. Gene Ontology annotation, molecular function: catalytic activity. The transcript has 4 exons. The coding region runs from base 123 to 1085 and encodes 320 amino acids. Lineage: Eukaryota; Fungi; Ascomycota; Eurotiomycetes; Eurotiales; Aspergillaceae. The record is from RefSeq and is a predicted model, not a curated record.